Acomys russatus (golden spiny mouse) is the source of this 3200-nucleotide messenger RNA. It is a transcript of the gene Nyap2, whose product is annotated as neuronal tyrosine-phosphorylated phosphoinositide-3-kinase adaptor 2. The coding region runs from base 1035 to 3188 and encodes 717 amino acids. The transcript has 8 exons. Lineage: Eukaryota; Metazoa; Chordata; Mammalia; Rodentia; Muridae. Gene Ontology annotation, biological process: phosphatidylinositol 3-kinase/protein kinase B signal transduction; neuron projection morphogenesis. The record is from RefSeq and is a predicted model, not a curated record.
GUAAUUGUGUGCAUGGCUCUGCUGUGCAGGGUGGGUGGAGGCAAAAUUGAUAUCAAAUAAGGGCAUCAAACUGAGAUCCGAGAGUUCCGUUUAAGUUGUUGCUCAUUUUUAUUAGCCCCACCAGGGUGAAAACCUUAUAACGUAAAGCUCCUCCACACAAGAACUACAAUUCUGGUGGAUUUAAAUUUUUCUCUCCAAAAAGGACUGAUUUAGUGCUACAUCGUGGAUAUAAAUGAAGAGAUCUCUUUAUCCUUUUUUUAUUUUGUUGUUGACAAGUCAGACUUUAGCUCAGUUAGAUAAAAGAGAGAGGUUCUGUUGUUUGGAUGUGAGGCCUUUAACGAGGAUGGGAGCCCCCCGGGGAGCCGAAAUCCGUGCUGCUUUCGGGGGUUUCUUGCCUUUCUUCAGUCAUUCUUUCUCCUUUCCAGUGGGCCUAGGGUGUGGGAACUAUCCAAGGUACUAGGAUGCUGGCAGCUUUGCUGUUCAAUGCAGGCGGAUUGCAGAAGCAGAGGAGAGAUUACUGCUUAUUUCAGAAGAACAUGAUCAAAUGAGGUACCUUAGCCAGCUUGGUGAUUGCUUCGGGUCUUGUAAUCAUCUGUGUAGCAAAGUGGGUAAAAUCAUUCAAUUUCUUCCCUGCUGGACCUGGAAGGAGAGGGGCGCUGUGCUCAUCCCCACCCAUUAGCUAUGCCCUCUUUUCUCCGAAUGUCGAUGUAAGGAAGCAAGCACCUCUCUUCUGCCACUGCAUCUUCCCAGCAAACUUUAAAGGGCAUUUCAUCUCAUAGAAAGAACAUCGAACAUGCUCUGAUCUCUAGUGAUGAAGAAUCUUGGAUUCGACACUUUUCCCAACCAGAUAUAGUGCACUUUAAUUGAAGAAAAACUGAACUGAACAUACAAGUCUAUUUCUUAUGGUGCUGGAUUACUCCUACCGAACUGCCCUGAGACCAGCCUUGAGAGAGGGCUCUGAAAGACUCAAGUCACCUCCUGACUAUUCCACUUAGCUCUCCCCCGGGACUUAAUUUUUGAAAACAUCCAUUUCCAUGAUACCCUCCAAGAUGAUGAGUGUGAAUCCUGAAGAUGACCCUUUGGACACUUUUCUCCAGUAUAUUGAAGACAUGGGAAUGAAGGCAUACGAUGGCCUGGUUAUUCAAAAUGCGUCUGACAUUGCUCGCGAGAAUGAUCGCUUGAGAAAUGAAACAAAUCUGGCCUACCUGAAGGAGAAGAAUGAGAAACGGCGAAGACAGGAAGAAACAAUCAAACGCAUAGGGGGAGACGUGGGACGAGGCCAGGACACCAGCUACGCGGGCAAGCACUUCCGCAUGGGGUUCAUGACCAUGCCUGCACCUCAGGACAGACUCCCACAUCCCUGCUCCAGUGGAUUCACCGUGAGGUCUCAGUCCCUGCACUCCGUCGGGGGCGCUGAGGAUGACAGCAGCUGUGGAUCCCGGAGACAACCACCGCCCAAGCCCAAACGAGACCCCAGCACCAAGCUUAGUACCUCAUCUGAGACAGUCAACAGCACUGUAGCCAGUAAGAGCGGGCGACCUCUGGAGAGGGCGGAAGUGUCUGCCAAGCCAAGACCCCACAGUGACGAAUAUUCAAAGAAAAUACCCCCUCCGAAACCGAAACGGAAUCCUAACACUCAACUUAGCACAUCUUUCGAUGAAACCUACAUAAAGAAACAUGUGCCAAGGAGGACCUCGCUCCCGCGAGAUUCAUCUCUGUCCCAGGUCUGCAGCCCAGCGGUAGACCCGGAAGAGGAGGAGCCUGUGUACAUCGAGAUGGUGGGGAACAUUCUCAGAGACUUCAGGAAGGAAGAUGAUGACCAGAGUGAGGCUGUGUAUGAGGAGAUGAAAUACCCCAUUUUCGACGACCUAGGCCAUGACUCCAAAUGUGACUUUGACCAUCACAGUUGUUCUUCGCAGUGUGCUACUCCCACGGUGCCUGACCUGGACUUCGUCAAGUCUUCAGGACCAUGUACUCCUAAGGGCCUGCUUUGUGAGAUACCCCCACCCUUCCCCAACCUGCUUUCUCAUAGACCACCCCUGCUGGUGUUCCCACCAGCCCCAGUACACUGCUCUCCCAAUUCGGAUGAGUCUCCGCUGACCCCUCUGGAGGUCACAAAGCUUCCUGUGUUAGAAAACGUGUCUUACAUGAAACAGCCACCUGGAGCAUGUCCAUCCUCACUGCCAUCACACAGCUCCAGCCAUGCUAAGGACCAGACCGGAGCCUUGGGCCCUGCUCCUACCGCGUCUGUGCUCUCCUCGUCGCCUCCACCUCCAUCCACUUUGUACAGAACCCAGUCUCCCCACGGCUAUCCAAAAAGUCAUUCCACCUCCCCAUCCCCUGUCAGCAUGGGGAGAUCCCUGACACCCCUGAGCCUCAAGAGGCCUCCCCCCUAUGAUGCUGUGCAUUCCAGCAGCCUCUCAAGGAGUUCCCCCUCAGUGCCUCACUCAACCCCCAGACCCGUGUCGCAAGAUGGGGCCAAGAUGGUCAACGCUGCGGUAAACACCUACAGUGCUGUGCAGAGCGGCUCCAGGUCCAGGACACCCACCAGUCCUUUGGAGGAGCUCACCAGCCUUUUUACCUCAGGGCGGAGCCUGCUGCGGAAGUCAUCCAGCGGCCGAAGGUCCAAAGAGCCUGCAGAAAAAUGCACAGAGGAGCUGAAAGUUCGCAGCCACAGCACGGAGCCAUUACCAAAGCUGGACAGCAAAGAGAGAGGUCAUCACCACGGAGCCUCUUCCUCCAGAGAGCCAGUGAAAGCCCAAGAAUGGGAUGGCACUCCAGGGCCCCCUGUGGUCACCAGCAGAAUGGGCAGGUGCUCCGUGAGCCCCACCUUGCUGGCAGGAAACCACAGUUCAGAACCUAAAGUGAGCUGCAAGCUAGGCCGGUCAGCAUCUACAUCAGGAGUUCCUCCUCCUUCGGUUACUCCUCUCAGGCAAGCCAGUGACCUACAACAGAGCCAGGUGGCAUGCAUGCAGUGGUUUCAUGGAGACCAUACAAUGCUUGAGAUGAUUGAGAAAAAGCGUUGCUUGUGCAAAGAAAUAAAGGCUAGACAGAAAACGGAAAAGGGCCUUUGCAAACAGGAUAGCAUGCCAAUCCUACCCAGCUGGAAGAAGAACGCAGGAGCAAAGAAGUACAGCCCUCCACCCUAUUCUAAACAGCAAACGGUAUUCUGGGAUACUGCCAUAUAAGCAAGUACUGGC